AUGCCUAGAAAGAAGUCUGCUGCUAAGAAGGCUAGGGAAGCCGCUGCCAAGACUCAAGGUGAGGUGCCUGAGCAGAAAAUCAGUGAGGAAGUUGAAGCCAAGCCCUUGGAUGCCAACGAUGAACACGAGGAUGCUAGUGAUGAGAGUUCUAGUGAGGAAGAGGACGACUACGGUGAGCUGCUUACUGAGGAAGUUGAAGAUGGUAUCAAGAAUGUGCUUACCGCGAUCAGAAACAAUGAAAAGGAUAAGUUGCUGAACCCAGAGGUGAAAUUCUUUGAGGAUCCAGAGAAGGCUGCUGAAAAGAUGGAAGUAAGUGAAAAACAUAAACCCGUUUACCUGAAGGAUUACCACAGAAUGAAUAUUCUUUCUGGUAAUGCAUUGAAGGAUGAUGACGAGUUGGAUGAAGAUGAGCUUGAGACCGUUGAUGGGAAACAAUCCUUCGUCUCUCAGCAGAGAGAGGAGAGACAACAGCUAUUAAAUGAAAUUAAUAAUGCUUUUGAUGGGGACGACCAGAAAUCCGAAGAAGAAAAUGAUGACGAAGAUGACGAUGGGUUCCUGAAGAAGAAAGAAAAGAAGAUGGAAGUCUCUAAGACCGAUCCAUUAAGAGAAAUUGACCCAAACAAGGACGAGGACAAGUUUCUUGAAGAGUUUGUGAACCAGCAUGCUUGGAUACCGAAAAAGGGAGACAAAAUCAUCUCACUAGAUGGUGGAAUGGACAUGGAAGAAGAUGACGAAGAAUUCGACGACGCAGUGGAACAGUUUGAAAAUGCUUAUAAUUUCAGAUAUGAGGAUCCUAAUGCCGCUGAGAUUGUAUCUUAUGCUCGUACACAGGCCACUCUGAGAAGAUCGAAGACAUCCUCUCGUAGAAGAAAGAGAGAAGAGGAGAAAUCUCAUAAGGAGGAAGAGAAGAAAGAAAAGGAGGAAAAGAUACAAAAGAAGAAGGUGAAGAAAGUAAAUAAGGUCACUGACAUCUUAACACAGAUCAAGAAAGAAUAUGGGGCUGAUAUAAGUGAAGAAAUGGUUGAAAAGAUCACUUCCACACUGAUGAAUAACGACUACAAGGAAGACGAGUGGGAUAAUGUGGUUGCUGAAUUGUUCAAUGAAGAGUUUUACGCUCAAGAAGGUAAGCCUGAAUGGGAUGAAGAUGAUGAGAUUAUGGCUGAUUUCUACAAAGAAGGUGAAGAAGUUAAUGAUGGACAAGAACCACCGGAAUUAGACACAAAUGACACAACGGAAACCAACGACCAAGAUAACGCUGGCCGCUCAAAGAAGAAGAGUAAGAUAGAAGAAAAGAAGAGUAAAAAGAAGGAGAAAAAACAACUUCAAGAGAUGGUUGAAACAGCAAUCGAGAAGAACAAAAUGGCUAUUAUCGAUGAAGUUGAGGAAGAAAGAGGUAGAAGCCGCGAAAAGGAAGAACUGAAAUUUCGUUACAGAGAAGUUUCGCCAGAAAGUUUUGGCCUUUCAACUCGUGAAAUUCUGGCCGCUGAUGAUACUGAUCUAAAUGAGUUUAUCGGUCUAAAGAAGUUUGCCCCAUACAGACCUAAAGAGCUUAGAGCCAAGGAUAAGAGAAAGGUUACCAAGUCUAGAAGACUAAGGGAAUGGAAGAAAAAGGUGUUCAAUAAUGAAUCUGGGUUAACGGAAGAGCAAUUCAUUGCACUAAUGGAAAAGGAAGGUAGUUCUGAACCACCAAUGAAAAAACAUAAAAAAUCUCAUGACAAAGAUAAAAAGAACAAAAAUUCUCACAAAAAGAACAAGAAAUAA
Nakaseomyces glabratus is the source of this 1761-nucleotide messenger RNA. It is a transcript of the gene KRI1, whose product is annotated as Kri1p. Gene Ontology annotation, cellular component: 90S preribosome; nucleolus. The record is from RefSeq and is a predicted model, not a curated record. Gene Ontology annotation, biological process: endonucleolytic cleavage in ITS1 to separate SSU-rRNA from 5.8S rRNA and LSU-rRNA from tricistronic rRNA transcript (SSU-rRNA, 5.8S rRNA, LSU-rRNA). NCBI's taxonomy places the organism in Eukaryota, Fungi, Ascomycota, Saccharomycetes, Saccharomycetales, Saccharomycetaceae.